GUCUUGUUGAUUAAAAUGUUUCGUUCACAAAGUGAUAAGCUGCUUGUCCUCGCAUUUAUAGGUCUCUUUAUACUGGUAUUCUCUCAAACAAAAAAUGGUGAAUGCACGGAAAGACCAGUGUUGUUACAACUUUCAUGUUGUGGGCAAUAAAUGCGAGCCGUGUUCCCCGGGAUUCUUUGGAAACAAUUGUGUCACGGCAUGCCCUAACGGGACGUACGGGAAUUUGUGUGUUAAUAUAUGUGAAAAAUGCACAAAAUCCGAAUGCCAUCCUGUCUAUGGCUGUGAGAAGCCAGAAAUUUCAACUCUUGAGUUAACUUCACAAAUUUACCAAACAACACCUUUCCUUUCUACAUACAGAGAGAAGUCUACAAGGAAAUCCGUAAAGAGCACACGUUCUUCUCCACAAAUUUUUUGGUCCACUUUAAAACAUGUUUCAAUUUCCACUCGUUUAACCACUCCAUCCUUGAAAGGUGAGGACAACAAUAAUAAUACUGUAAUAAUUGCAGUGGGAGGUGCUAUUACAUUAUGUUUGGUCAUUCUUAUUAUUCAAGUUGGGUACAAACAAAUACUGCAAUGUAAGAGAAAAAAACGCCGUCUAACUACGAAACAAGAUCAUACCCAAGAAACAUACGAAGAAAUACCUGAAAUUGAUUUGGACUCAAGAAGACGUAAAGAUGAGUCAAAGGAGAAGAAUAAGUACAAUAUAUUAAAUCGUGUGCCAGAGUUACCUGGACGCGGAUAUCAUGAGAUUCAACAAAUACAGAUUUCUGAAGAGACACGAUCGGGAGGAACCGUUCAUUCCGACAGCAGUGGAGAAUCUUAUAUAUCACCAAACGAAAACGCCCCCCUCCACACAUAUACCCCGGUUAUAGAUUCUAAUUACGAUGAUGUGAGGGAGAUGGCAGAAAGUGGUAACGAUAAUUAUUUAGACCCUGUUAUAGAAAUAACACCGGAAAUACACGUGCCUUCUGCUGAGCAGGCGCAUUCGGACUCAAGUCACGGUUCUACACAGUAUAAUGAUAUUGCAUUACCGCGGGAUCCGGUAUGCGUAAAUCGAAUGGACCGAAUUGGCCAAAUUUUUGAUGGAACUAAUAUGUAUCUUGAUGUUACGAACAAAUAA
Molecule: messenger RNA, 1120 nt
Organism: Saccostrea echinata
Lineage: Eukaryota; Metazoa; Mollusca; Bivalvia; Ostreida; Ostreidae
Exons: 4
Coding region: 95-1120 (341 amino acids)
Source: RefSeq, a predicted model, not a curated record